Molecule: messenger RNA, 930 nt
Organism: Canis lupus familiaris (dog)
Lineage: Eukaryota; Metazoa; Chordata; Mammalia; Carnivora; Canidae
Gene: PDE6G
Product: phosphodiesterase 6G
Biological process (GO): positive regulation of G protein-coupled receptor signaling pathway; positive regulation of epidermal growth factor receptor signaling pathway; visual perception
Cellular component (GO): photoreceptor outer segment membrane
Molecular function (GO): 3',5'-cyclic-nucleotide phosphodiesterase activity; cGMP binding
Source: RefSeq, marked provisional
CACACCCGUGACCCUGAGACCUGCCCAGGGCUUGGACUUCCUCUGUUCAGCUGGUUGAGACCUGCAAGGGGGGCAGCCGCAGGGGGGCUGACUGGUGUGCCCCCAGCCCACAGCGUGAGGGAGUCUAGAAGCCAGACGUCGCCGUGGGUUCUCUGCCAACCUGGCCAUGAACCUGGAGCCACCGAAGGCCGAGAUCCGGUCGGCCACCAGGGUGAUUGGGGGGCCCGUCACUCCCAGAAAAGGGCCCCCCAAAUUUAAGCAGCGGCAAACCAGGCAGUUCAAGAGCAAGCCCCCCAAGAAAGGCGUCCAAGGGUUUGGGGACGACAUCCCUGGAAUGGAAGGCCUGGGGACAGACAUCACGGUCAUCUGCCCUUGGGAGGCCUUCAACCACCUGGAGCUGCACGAGCUGGCCCAGUACGGCAUCAUCUAGCGCCAGAGCCUGACCCAGAGGCUUGGGGCCAGGGUCCCUGCCGCCCACUCCGCUCCCUGCUCCGGGUGCCUGCGAGGAGGCCGGCCCCCCCCCGCGGUGUCCAGAUGGCCCAGUGUGUGUCUGGAGACCCUCGCAGGGUGGCAGCCUCAGCCCCCAGACGCCCAUUACCAGAAGCCCACCAGCUCCCUGCAGGACCCCUCGGGCCCUGCUUCACUUCCACAAACACCGGCCCACAGACCUUCUCUUAGGGCAGGAAGGCCAGGCAGGUGUCCCAGGAAUGUGCAUCACACCCCGCUCCCCUCCUUUGGUCUAGUGACGAGGACGAGCCCCCCUCACUAGUCUUCCCAGCUGGCGCCCUUGAGCUGAGUGGGCAAGGGGGGGGGUCCCCGGCGGCCUCAGAGCAGCAGCCCUCUGAAGCCAACACAGCAGCAGGAAGCAUCCUGUCCAGCAUUGCCCAUGCUUGCUGUCCCUGUUUCAGAGUAAAGUUAGUGUGGCCCCCA